Messenger RNA from Symbiodinium natans, 1200 nucleotides. Lineage: Eukaryota; Dinophyceae; Suessiales; Symbiodiniaceae. The record is from the annotation of a GenBank genome assembly.
AUGCCGAUCGAGUCUCUGGAGCUGGAGCUGCACGGCACGCCUGUGCUGGGUUCCAACUUCCAGGCCCCAAGGCGCUUCACAGUCCUGGAGGCGGUGGGCCAGGGUGCCUAUGGCGUGGUCUGCUCGGCCAGGGAUGAGCACACGGGAGACACUGUCGCGAUCAAGAAGAUCGAGAGUGCUUUCGAUGACAUCACCUUCGCCAAGCGGACGUUGCGGGAACUCAAGAUCCUUCGGCACCUCCGGCACGAGAACCUCAUAGACAUCAGGUAUGUCUUCUUGCCCGGUUUGAAAUCAAGCUUUGAGGACAUCUAUGUCGUAUCCGAGCUCAUGGAGACGGACCUGGCUUCAAUUUUGAAGAGCCCCCAGCCGCUCUCUGAUGAGCACUGCCAGUUUUUCAUAUAUCAGAUUCUUCGUGGGCUCAAGUUCAUGCACUCAGCCGGUGUGAUACAUCGAGACCUCAAGCCGCGGAACUUGCUUGUGAACAGCAACUGUGACCUCAAGAUCUGCGACUACGGGUUGGCGCGGCUUGCGAUGAGCAACGGCGACUUCCGGCCCCUCACAGAGUACGUUUGCACCCGGUGGUACCGGGCGCCUGAAGUUCUCUGCUCCUGGGCGGACUACGGACCAGCCAUCGACAUGUGGUCGUUGGGGUGCAUCUUUGCGGAGAUGCUGAGGCGUCGGCCGCUGCUGCCCGGGAAGAACACACAGCACCAGCUGCAGCUCAUCAUCCAAAAUCUGGGUUCCCCGGAUGCUUCCGCCUUGAACAGGAUCAACAACGAGAAGUGUCGAAAGUUCAUUGAGUCUCUACCUCGCACCCAGGGCCGUGCGGCCCUCUACGAAGCCGUAGGACCGGUGCCACCCUUGGUGCUGGAACUCCUGGACUGCACGCUCCAGUUCAAUCCCGAUCAUCGGGUGACCGUGGAGCAGGCACUUGCCCUACAGUAUCUGGAGCAGCUGCACUGUCCAGAGGACGAGCCCUCGAGCGCAGCGCUUGACCUGAGCGACUUCGAGUUCGAGCGCCGAAAGAUUGAUCUGGCGGCCCUCCGUGAGGAGAUAUUCCUCGAGGCGCUGCGCUACCACCCAGAGGUGCAGCAGAGGUACAAGCAGGAACAGGUGCAAUUGGGCACCGCGUACGACAUCGGUGCGUACCGGCUGCUCGCGCCGGGUGAGUCGCAGUACGACGAGGACGAGGCAGCAUGA